Messenger RNA from Penicillium subrubescens, 1672 nucleotides. Its product is annotated as isoflavone reductase family protein. The coding region runs from base 29 to 1003 and encodes 324 amino acids. Lineage: Eukaryota; Fungi; Ascomycota; Eurotiomycetes; Eurotiales; Aspergillaceae. The record is from RefSeq and is a predicted model, not a curated record. The transcript is spliced from 2 exons.
GACAAACCUUGAGGCAUAUAAAACCUGUAUGAGAUACUGGAGCCUCCAUUUCCAGCAUCAACGAUCACUCUUCAUCGAACAAAAAAUGUGUUCAUCACCACUGAUUCGAAAAGUCAUCAUCAUCGGUGCUGGCGGCCAUCUUGGCCCGCAUUUAGUGUCGGCUUUUGAUACGGACCCUCACUUCCAGGUUUCCAUCUUAAGCCGUGCUUCCUCAGACUGCAGUCGAUUCCCAUCCCAUAUUCCAUCCUACUGUGUCGGAGAAAACUAUGACACAAGCGAGUCCGAACUUGUCGAAUUACUCAGGGGUCAAGACGCGAUCAUUAGCGCGAUCGCUGCACAAGCUGUGCAGCAGCAGAAGACGAUCAUCAACGCUGCGCUCAAGGCUGGGGUGAAGUACUUUGUGCCAUCGGAGUUCGGACAUGAUACACGGAAUGAGCAGCUGGCGCAGCUACUUCCCCCGUUUCUUGUCACGCAGAAAAGACAGAUUGUAGAGUACCUCCAGAGCAAGGAGGUUGAAGGGUUGAAGUGGACCGCUUUUGUGACUGGACCCUUCUUCGAGAUCGCUGUUCCCCAUUUUCUUGGAUUCGACUUCCGGAGCAGGCACGCAACAAUCCUGGACGGUCAUGAAAAUCACCACUGGUCUACGACAACUCUCAGCACUACCGCUCUGGCGGUCAAAAAUGCUCUGUUGGAACCCAUCAAGGCCACGAACACAUAUUUGUUCAUUGAGUCCUUCAAUGUCUCACAGAAUGGUAUUCUGAGCGCACUGGGACGUUUGACGGGAAGGUGGGACGAAAGCUACCAAAAUGCUGAAGAGGAGAAACGGCGGGCACUGGAGGAAUUAUCGCAAGGAAACUUCAGUGGUCUCCCAACACUCAUGCGCUAUGUUACUUGUGUCGAAGGGUGUGGCGGGGAUUACAUGAAUUAUGAAGCAAGUGCGAACGGCUUACUUUCCUUGCCGGAGGAACGGCUAGAAAGUGCUUUGCAGAAAUUGUUGGAAUGAGAGAGACUGCUUGAGUUUAUACAUUAACAAGUGUGAGUGCAAGUCCCACCAACGCGUAAAGUAAACUGCCCAAUAUCCACACCAGCCCAGCUGCUACCCCACCCAUUCUUAACCCAGAGCUAAAAGCUUUCGUGAAGCACAGAGUGCCCAAGGUACCUCCCACCAUCUGCACAAUCUCGAUCGCGGAGUAGAGUCUCGCGGUUUCUUCCCGUUUAACCGAAGCCGUGAUGAGGGAUCGUAAGGCUAGGGCAAAUCCCGCUCCAAUGGCAUGCAAGCAUAUGCUAGGAAUCAAUAAUAUGACUGAUGGAGAGAGACCAACGCCAAGUGACCCCAGGGUGAGAGCAAAAUCACUGAAACGCGCAACCUGAAGGUCUCUCCUUGGUAGGGGCAGAAAAUGCAGAACUUUCGAGAGAGAUGGGAGUAGAAAAAUAAAUACAGGAAUGGUGAUCGCUAUGUGGAGGGAAGUCAGCAGAUUAGCUCGUGACAGCGUCCAACCAAAGCGUGUCGAAAUAUACUGAGUCAAGAACGAAGAGGAGCUCUGCGCGAACUGGACUGCAGCAAAGGAGAAUAGGAGUAGAAGAAGAUUGCGGUCCAAGAUGAAAAGGAAAGGAUGGAUGAGACGUGCGAUCUUCCUCUGCACAAUAGAAUAUGUGGAUUCUGACUUCCAAG